AACAUCUCGCUGUCUCUGUUCACUUUUCUGCUCUUUUCUCCGUCACGCUAUCAUUUGUCAUCAUCGAAAAAGUCGUAAAGUGAGGUUCACAUUUUCUCUCUGUUCUGGCAAAAAAAAACAAAACAAAAAAGUUCAAAGCAUACACAAGCUGCCGGCUACCUCCUGCGCACCAGAAUCAAACUAACGGAUGGCUGACCUUUUGCAGAAUCGGGCUCUUCUGUGCGACCCAUUUUGAAUUGCAAAUUGCUCCAUGUUUCAAACUUUUCACGAUGGAAUAUAUAUGUUUAAAAAAAUGUAAAAAAAAAAUAGACUGCUCAGCUAUGCAGAAACUUUUCUCUGUGCAUAUCUCGCAACAGAUGUGCGCACAGUGAGUGAAAAGACUCCCCCUUUCAAACAGCAACCGCACACCAAGGGAGGAAGCAAGUGAAAGCAUGACAGAGCUGGAACAGAUUGAAAGACUGAUAUCAUUUUUUUUUUACUGUUACUUGUUUUUGUUGUAGUAGCAGCUUGUAGAACUACACGAAGAUUGAUUGCACGUGACUUUAAUCUCGCAUCUGCGACUGUACGAUCGGCCCGAGCACAGCCUGAUCAUACAAUGCCUCUAACUGACGAAGCAAUAACAAGACGAUCGGACACAUGGGUUAACAUCUGUCCGGCAGGAGUCCGUUUAAUCACCGCUCGCGUUUUAGAGCAAUCCUAGCUUCUGUGCAACAGAUGUGGGGGCAGAGGUGUGACAUUCACAUUUCUUUCACUCUUCCUGUGACUCCUCAUCAAAUGCCACGAAUAACUUCAAGAGUAUCAUUACAGGGCAGUUAUACGCGAUACUGUAACAAGGUACUGAAGUAUUCUUGAGACGACACGACUGAAUCAUUGUGCGAGAUGUCAACUGUCCUGCUUUCCGUGUUAGUAAGGCUGGCAUGGUCCUAACUGAAGUGGCGAAUGCAAAACCUUCAGCUGAUUUAAAAAAAACCUUGCAAUUAUGCACUAUAUGCUUCAAAUACUGUACAAACGAGCGGUGGUUUUAAUCAACAGGUUAUGACAAAGGAUCUCAGUUUCCAGUACCGACCUAAAAACAGGCAGCUGUGGUCUAAAGCAGCUUCACAGCUCACGAACCACAUUAUUAUCACCAGGUUCUCAAUUUAGAUAUGCAGUGUGUUUCCGUUUAUCAGAGAACUAGAUGGAUCGUAUGAAAAUGAAUGGAAAAUUAGAAAAUGAGCAGCUUCCUCAAAAUGCGGUGCGAGAUGAUAAAGGGAAUGUGAGCAAAACAAAACUUCAAAUACAAUAAAGCAGCAUGUACAGAAGAUAUCAGCUUGAAAGCUUAUCAGCCAUCAUUGUUAAUUUAAAAAAACAACAACCUUACAGAGCUUUCUUUCCUGUUGCUGUGAGGUUAGAUGGGGAUAAAAUCAAGUAGACGCUACCACACCUAUUCUCGUCUGACUACAGCUCCACGUCUGCUUCUUUCUCUCUCUAGGAUUAGUGAUUUGAACCUGAUCCUCGCUGGUCUUUUGUUGCAGGGCCUCGCUUACGUCGGCUGUGUUUAACAAACAUUACCCGGGACAGAUUUCAGCCGGUGUUUGUAUAAUCUCACCUACAGUAUGCCGUGCAGAUCACGACAAGCCGGUUAGCUUAGCGAGCCGGCGUGUAAGGGCACAAAAAGUGCUUGACUAAGAGAUUUUAACAGCCCUGAAUCAAUUUGUCAAAAUGAAUGAAGACGCGGCUUCACAUCUGAAGAAUUAUGCAAUGUGUUCAUUGUGAGACUGACGGUGAAUGAGUCCGCACGCCUUCUUCCCACCUGACAGCAUGUGGGCAUGCCCAUGUAACAGCAUCCACACAGGGAUACACAAUCUGAUGCUAACCUUCUGUGACACAGAUGUCAUCACGGCAGCUGUCCUGAAUCUGAUUCUUUUUCUUUAAGAAAACUGCUCAGAAAGCAGAGAGGACAAAAAAACGCCCUCCAAAAAAACCUGAUCUGUUAGAUGCAUACCCGCAAAAACUUGUGUUCAGGUUAAUGUGCUGCGUGUGUUUGCAUGUCUACAAUGGCAGAGGAGCCAUUUUUGUGUGCACGCGUGCGUGUCCGCCCUCCUCCGUAGGAUCGAGGUCCAGGUUUUGUUGUGUGUGUGUGUGUGUGUGUGGAGUUGGGCUGGGUGAGUAAGCCGCCCCUCACAGAUGAAUAGAGGAUGGGAGGAGGCUUGAAGAGGCUGCCGUGGGUGGGAGGCCCAAGCCCUGCCAAAAAAGCUCCUUCUGUGGGAUUUGUGUACUUUUGCGUUCCUCACGAAACACAGCGCCUGGCUCCAACGACAGAAGCAGCCGGGGGGAGGGAGGUGGGCCCUUUCUCUCCCAGGGGUCGGCUCGAUCACACCCUCUGCUUUUCAAGCUAUAUCCCAUCUUUCCGUUUACAGUGCUCCUCCUUUUCAUCUCCACAUCCAGUAUUUUUCUUAAAAAUAAUAAACCGACCGAUUAUACUCGCACACUUUGACUUCCUGGGAACACCUCUUGCCUCACACUUCCUGCUCACCACCUACCCUGACACUAAACUCUUCAAAAACAACAUAAUCAAGGCAUUUGGGUUCCUUUAAGUUAUUACUGCUUUACAUAAAUAUAUCGCUUUACUUUUGAGCUGUGUGUGUCUGUGCUUUAUCUGAAAGGUCUCGCAAAACUGCAAAAACAAACUCGAUCACACAGAAACUUGUUUCAUGUUAUGAACUUCUAUUAAUAAUGCAACAGUUGCUUUGUAUUUACUAAAUCACAGAGUGUCUUGUAGUGGUUUUUUUUAUGCAUUCCUUAGCAGGGUCAUAGUCAUCAGAGAAAUAUUUUUGUCAUACAUUUCAACAUCUGAAAUGUCAGUGGCAGCCGCAAUUUGUAAUGUGGUUGCGCAGUGAAGCAUUUCACAUACAAUUUGUGGGUGUUUCCUGAAUGUUACCUAGAUAAUACAAAAUAGGGCCCCUGUAACCACUAGCAACCCACCUAGCUUUAACCUGGCGACAAGCACAAAGAAAGGCAUUGGCUCUCGGCAGUUUGGCAAUCGGGUAAAAUGACUGGCUGGUAAAUUAGAAAACGAAGAACAGCCGCACGUACAGUGCGGGGAAACAUAUAGAGCAUAGAGCCGCGUGUCAUUCAGCAUCAGGGAGUUAGAUGAAGAAAAGAAGAAAGGGAGGAGAAGGAAAAAAGAGAGCGUGAUUUCAUAAUGUCUAAAAGAAAGAUCUGGGUUGAAUAAGUGGGUCCACCCACCUGUGUGUGAGAGGCAGUGAGAGAGAAAGCAGGGCUGGAUGGCAGUUUUAGAGACAUGAGUGUGUGGGUUAGGCUAGCUGGCCUGCUUAUGCUAUCUAAUCACUGGGAGAGAAAGGAGAGCAACAUGCCUUGAUCCACCCACCUACCCCAGACAAACAGCAGUUAGCCUGCUAAGUACUAUAUGUAGUCGCCUGCAGCUCGAGGUGCUUCACUGGGAGAUAAAAUGUGACAGAGUUUGCAGGUAACACACACACACAGAACAAUUAUGCCUCACUCUGUGCUUGGGAGAAACAGAGAUGUGUCAUUCUAGAGGCCACUGUGGUUCACAACUUCGUAAGAGAGAGCGUUUGAGUUUAAGCUGCCAAACACACAAACACGCAGGUUUCAGGUCGAAAUAACUCUAAUGAGACAUCGCUCACUGUCUUUUGUUUUCUAACCAGAUUAGUCAAAUUAAUUUUAACCCCGUCCACGCAGAUUUCAACUUUCUUUAUCUCAGAAUAUUUGCUUUCCGUGUGUGGAUCAUUUUAUAAGUUCUGCUUGUGUUUUGUCACAGAUUAGUUACCUGCUGUGAUACCUGAGUGGGUGGGAUGAAAUUGGGUUCGCCUCCAAAAAUAGCUGACCUGCGCAUCGGGCUUGUGUAUUUUGCCAGUGUGCAUGCGGUUCACAGCGGUCCGCCACCUCGUGCAUGUGUGUGUGUGCAUGUGUGUGUGUUCCAUGACAGGCAUCUGUCUCCCCUGCCCUGCAGCCUGACUGGUUUUAAUUAGGAGGUGCCAGAGUGCCCGAGGGCUCUCUUGCUGACACACACACGUACACAUGCUCUCUCUCUCACACUCGCACACACACACACACAAACAUGCGUACAGCAUACACACAAUACCUGAGGGCAGACAGAGGCUGUCCCACCAAGGCUGGCCUCCUUCUCGUUAUCACCGUAAGGAGUUGUCUUCAUUCACCUGACGACCCUCGCGAAACACGCACGUACACAACGCUCACACAAAAAUACAGACACCAAACCAAUCCAGCAAACACAACAAAACCCAUUCUGAAGUCAAAUUGCGCUAGCGGGGCCAUGACUCUUUGUACAUUUUGUUGGGAUUAUUACGCCUUGAAUACAUUCUUCUCAAAAAAGCGGCCUCAAACAUGACGAAUGAUCAAAUUUACCUUUAAGAAAACACUCAGUGGAUUCAUACAAAGGAGUGCAGCCAACUGUGUGAGACUUUCACUGAGUACUUGCAGUUCUUUACCUCCCUUCUGGCAAAGCUUCCCAUAUUUAUUAGGCUGUUUGAAAAGAAGGCCCAAUGGGAGAAAGUUAAAGCCCAAAACAGACAGGUCAGCAGACAGGAAACGCCCUCGUCUCACUCACCCAAAUGGCAUGCUCCAAGGUGAGUUCUAAUGACCUCAGUGCAAUGACAGAUGGGUGUGUAUCUCUGUGAAUGUUUGUCUGUGAGUGAGUGAGGCAGAGCUUGCAAUGGGUUUGAACACAUUCAACCCUCCCUUUGUGUUUAAUCAACAUUGCAUCUCCAAGUGCCUGGCUGUCCUUGGCACUUGAGGCAAGGGAUGUUAGACCUGGGAGGCUGCUGCGAUGCCCUAUCUCUGGAUGGAAGAGGAGUGGGGGUAGUGAAUGCCUCCCUUUCCUGCUUCUCUCCCACACCAGGCCACACCUGGCUUCACAGUCAAAGUAUGAGUUUGGCCGGUCGUGUUUGUCUGCCUCUACAGUUUUUAUUAAUCCUGGGAAGGUCAGCUGAGCUUGUCCCUGAACUGUUUUAGCACGCUCGUGGGCUAUGUGUAUACUGCUGCAUUUUAACACUGAUUCUUAGCAGUUAUAAGUACUUCUUGAAAAGUCAGAAUCCAGAACUGCUUUACAGACCCCCUUCAGGUCAGAGUUCACAUUUAUCCCAUCAGAAAGUGGUCGGUCACUUUUGUGGAGGUGAAAUCUAUAUUUAUGCAGCUACUUUAGUCAGUUUGGCAUAUUUGCAACUUGAUGAAACAAUAUGAAUGUCUUUUGGGAACACUUAAGAAAAAGUGAUUCCAGCAGAUAUUCAGAACCAAAGUGCGUCCAUAAGACGGCCUCAACUCUCCAGGCAUCCUUGUAAUACCUCUUUGCAGCUAGUUUGAGAAGCGUCUACCUAAACGCUAGGUGGCGGAGGCAGGGCCCUGUUUGCCAAACAAGGCGAACUAAAAAGCUGCAGUCUAGGAUCACACUAUUUCAUACCAGUGGCACAUGUAAAAAUUCACUCUGUGAUACGUGGCUGCUGUGCUGCUACAAGACCAUCUGAGAUGCUGAUGAGAUCUUCUCAGACGUGCCAAAAAGAGCCAAUUUUAGUAUUAAGAAUCGGACUGCCGUGUUUAUGGUCUGCACAGAAGGCCAAGCUGAGUAUAGCACCAAAGUUUUCAUGAUAUCAACUUUAUGUAAUGAUGCUUCACACCCCAUCCCCCAUCCAAAGUGCCAAUCUGGUGCCCUUGUGUGUGUGUAUCUUGCUGGGAGCAGCAGGUGGCAGUAAACAGGUACACUGACACACCAGUCAGAGAGACAGACAGACAAAACAGAUGACUCUUACUCAGCCCUCAUGACUGUGAGCGCGCACAGAGCAGGCGGCAAGAUCCACCGCUUUUUCCUGGAGAAAGGGGAGGAGGAAUGAGUUGUUAGCUUAGAGAAACACAAAAGACUGAGAGACACAGAAAAAACUUUUGAUUGUUAUGUGCACAGCAGUUAAAAAUAGCUUAUGUUAUUUUGUGAUUAAGCCAAUUAAACUCGUCGCUGCAUAUGGGAUGAAGAUGCACUUUUUUUGGCCUUAAUGCACAUUUCUCACCAGAUUUUCUGAUUUAAGUCAUAUAACAUGUUCAGGUUGUCCUGAAAAGAAAGAAAGGCAGAGCUGAGAUUGUACGAGCAGUUUUAAAGGCCUUUAAAUUAAGCUGCGUAUUAAUUUGCCAUAGACGUUUGUGAAGUUUUGUCACCAAACACAGAGCUGCAUGGCAAAUCUGUGUUUAACAAAUUGCAUGUCAGCGCCACGAGAUGACUGUUUUCAAUCUGCAGUUCAAAAGCCUGCACUUCUUUUUUUUGUGCUUUUUUUUCUUCCGAGUUUAGAACAAAGCAAUACGCACAGGUACCACUUACAGAGCGCUGCUGUGACGGCAGCAGGCGUGUUUAGAACAGAUAGUCGAACUUUUUAGGAAGACAAACGCUGUUUUUCUGGCCGUCUGGCUGGGCUGCUAGCAGUUAGUGGCUUACCCUGUUUAUAUAUACUAGAUGCCAAUGCGAACUGGCCUGGGCUCUCACCCUGUACAAAACAGUGUAAACCACCGUGGGCAUGGGCUGCGGUUUGCUUUGGUCCAUUUUUUCCCCAAGUGGAAGUGGGCAUAGCAUAGUCUGAUGUACGCUCUGAUGUGUACUUGUUUGUGGAGGUUAACUCAACACAAUUUGACUCCUUUCACUGUCUGAUUGUCGGUUAUGAUAUACGGUCGGUCAGAAAUAUUUUAGUAGAUUUGAAGGUCCAGCAGCCACCAGGAAAACAAUGGCUCGCUGCGUGCUCUACCAUCGUGGACGAACAUCUGCUCGGAUCUCGCUUGCUGCCUUUAAACAGCAAGACUGCUGCUCUCUCUCAUAUUGCUUAGGCGGUAAAACUUAUACGAAUAAAAACAGUGAAGUAUGACAAAGGGUGUGGUUUAAUGAUGUCACACAGGAAAACCCAAUGGCUUUUUCGACACUGUGAAUGUGCUUUGUCAUAACAUUUGGCUUGUGCGCGCGUGUGUGAAAGCAAAGGCAAAGGAAACACUUGUUCUCCCUUUUUCUUUCCCUCCGUCUUGCCAUCACAAACAUCUGACUCAACACAGAAAGGAGCUUAACAGGCAAUCUCGUCUUGAAGUUUAACGUCUCCUCAAAACUUCUGCCGAACCGAGUUUCCUCCUCUGUGCUCGAGCCUUUACAGAAUGGCUUAUUUCUACACCUUUUUCUGCAUGAACUUCCUCCUCCUCUCCACAGACUGAGGUGGUGGUGCUCGCCAACUGUUACCCUGCCUCGGCGCUUUCUGACUCAAAACAGGACUCUAACGUUGGCCGUCUGCUCUUCACGGCCGGGUUUCUGAAACUUAGUUGAAACAACGGUUCGACAAAGCGAGAAAGAGAGAGAGAGAAAAAAAAUAAAAGGUCUGUAAACAGACGCUUGUGGUAUUUUUUUUCUUUUGUCGCGUUUGUGGUCUAAUUCUGUCUCAGAUACAGACAGCUUUUAAAUAAUACAGCCUUUCAAAUUAACGCCACUGACUGAAUCAGCUAGUUUAACGGGGUUAUGCAGAAGUCUCUCAGGUCAAAAUAGGUUGAUUUAUUAGGUUCUUUUUCCAGAAACGAGUCAGUUCUUGCUAUCAGUAUUUCUCUAAGGUGGGGUCAGUGUGUGGCUUCCUGUGGAAAUCGCUUUAGAUUUAUUUCAAGUUUCAUUUUUAAUAGAAUAGAAAAGAGCAGGUGUGGGAAUAAUACUAACCUGAUUUAAGUUCCACUUGCAUUUCUGCUUCUCCUCAUCUCAGUCUGAGACUCACCAACAGAGGUGCACAAAACGCUUUCCCAACUUUUCUCUCCGUCUCUCGCUCCCUCUCUUUCUCCUUUCCAUUUUUACCCUCCCUCAGUCUCCCCAAACAACCCCUUCGGGUUUCUUUUGCCCCGGUCCCUUUCUACCAAAAUCCACUCUAACACAACUAAAAAUUCAUUUUGUCUGACCUAAAUCAGAGGGUGUCUGCGCCAUGGGCUUAUUACACACUGCGCUUAAACUUGUGUUGUGGAGGAGGAUGGGGUAUUAUUAUCUUCCAGCUACCCACCCUGCUAUAAAAACUAGUGGUGCGACAUCUCCACAGCGCAGAGCUGCUGCCCUCCCUCCCUUCUUCCUCUCACUCUCUCGCUCGUCCUACAUGAGCCACACACAACAGUGAGCCUGCCUGACUCUAAACUCCACACCAGCCACUCGGCUACACAGACAAACCCAAGAAUCGCUCUCUGCUCUCCUCUGCUGCGCUGCUUUGCUUCCCUUCAUUGGAUAUUUUUCCUUCCUGGGGUGUUUUUUUUUUUUUGUGAAUGGGUAUCUGAAUCUAGUGUGAGGAGCUUGUGAAUGGACUGACUGACAGACGGGCAAAGAGCGAGGCAGCUGUGUUUCAAUUAAAGAGAGCUAUGCUGAGAGGUCAAGUGAGGAGCAGCGGAGCUUCUUAGUAGUCUGGAAAUACAAAGACACGUGAGAGGAAUUGAGAAAGAGAAGCAGAGAUAAAGAGAGAGAAGAUGGUCCACCACAGAGAGGAGGAUCUGAUCGGAAUCCCCUUCCCAAAUCACAGCAGCGACGUCCUCUGCAGCCUCAACGAGCAGCGUCGCGACGGGCUGCUCUGCGAUGUCAUCCUCAUCGUCCGAGACCAGGAGUACCGCACCCACCGCUCCGUCCUGGCCGCCUGCAGUCAGUACUUCAAGAAGCUCUUCACAGUGGCCACUACUGAUGGCGGAGAUCCCAAUCACGCCGCCGCUGUGUAUGAAAUUGACUUUGUGGCUCCAGAGUCGCUCACAGCCAUCCUGGAGUUCGCCUACACGUCCACGCUGACUGUGACGGCGUCAAACGUCAAAGAGAUCCUGAAUGCAGCUCAGAUGCUGGAGAUACCCUGCAUCAUUAACGUUUGCCUGGAGAUCAUGGACAGCGGUGGCGGAGGGGGUGGCGGUGGGGGUGGGAGAGAGGUGGAAGGGGAGGAAGAUGAAGAGGAGGAAGAGGAAGAGGAGGAAGAGGAAGAGGAGGACGAAGAGGAGGACGCGGGGUCGAGAAAGGAUGAGCACGAGGAAGAAGAGGACAAUGUCAGCGAGAGGUCGCUCCAGUCUUCCACGAGCAGGGGGGAGCGGACGCCCCCGGGGAUGGAGGAUUCGCCACCUCCGAGCACCUCUAAGUACCACCAGCAGUUCGGGCUGCACAGGGAGACGCCCCAGUCGCAGUCUCCAGAAACCAUGAGAAAGCAGGAGAGCAUUGAGACUCGAGCUCUGAAAGAUUUCUCCAUCGAGUCUCUCCUGCAGGAAGGGCUCUACCCUCGCAUGCCAGCACUGGACAGGAGGUCCAACUUUUCUCCUCUCCUCCCAGGAUUCUACCCUCCGAUGUGGGCCGCUGAGUUCCCAGCUUUCCCUCAGCAGCUCCUGGAGCCAACCCACCACCCUCACAUGGGGGCUUCACCACAAACCAGGCUCCCCCACAGCUUCCCUGCCUCCACACCACUCGAAGCCUCCAGACCCCUUGAUCUGGCCGUAAAAAGAGAGAUCAUAAAGGAGGAGAUGAAAGAUGAAGUCCCUCCCAGUAUGCUCCAAGGCGAACUGCUGAAGGAGUUUGUCAGCUCGAACCUGGACGGCACUAUGAACGCAGGGUCAGUGCCAGCAGAGAGUCAUCCGCUGGGUCCCAUUAAGGAUGAGGCAGACUUUCGGUCGUACCUGAGUUUUCUGAGCUCCGCAUCCCACCUGGGUGCGCUGUUCCCCCCCUGGCAGCUGGAGGAGGAGAGGAAGAUGAAGCCCAAAGCGUCACAGCAAUGUCCCAUCUGCAACAAGGUCAUUCAAGGAGCUGGGAAACUGCCACGGCACAUGAGGACACACACAGGGGAGAAACCAUACAUGUGCACAAUCUGUGAAGUACGAUUCACCAGACAAGACAAGUUGAAGAUCCACAUGCGGAAGCACACAGGUGAACGCCCCUACAUCUGCCAUCACUGCAACUCCAAGUUUGUCCACAACUACGACCUGAAAAAUCACCUGCGCAUCCACACGGGCGUCCGUCCGUAUCAGUGCGAACACUGCUACAAAAGUUUCACGCGGUCUGACCACCUGCAUCGACACAUCAAGCGGCAGAGCUGCCGAAUCUCACGCCCCCGGCGGGGACGGAAGCCAGCUGCUUGGCGUUCAGCGCCCCCCGGCAACUUCCUGUGUCCCCCUACUGCUGCGACCAACCGGUUCGAGGAGAGCAGGUUGAGCCCCGCGUACCAGGGGGUCAAGAGUCACGCACUUGGGGAGCUGCUGGGCCUCGGGAACAGAGGUCAGGGGUUUAAGAGCGCGGACGCUGCCGGCAGGGAGAGUAGGGAGGAGCUGCGGGCAGAAGGGAAGCACAUCUCAGAGGAGGAGAAGCCGGGAGCUGGGAGGCAGAGGGGAGUGUUUGCUUUUGCUCUAGCUGGAGAAGAAGUGCUUACCCAAUCUCCAUAUUAUGCUGCGACCUCUAACCCCUGGGCCAUGAGGCUGGAGCGGGCUCCACCCAUCCCUGAGCCGGCCAAAUGAACACUGGUCUGCAGAAGACAAAAGGAAAAAAAAAGACAAAGAAAAUGUCUUUAAUCUCUGCAUCUCAUCUGCUCCAGAAAGCUAAAGCACCUUUUACACAGAGAGAGAGAGACAGCAAGAGAGAGUGACGUGUCAAUGAAUAGCUUGAAGCCUGCUGAUACGGCAAACAGAUAUUCAAUCAAAAAGCAGACUUCUGUCACAUCUGCACGAAACAGUAGGUCAACACAGGUCUUACUAUUCACAUUAAUGAAGGUUCUCUUCUAAAUGAAUGUGAUUAGCAGCACCCGUGAGUACCUGCAGCACGAUGUUGUGGCCGACGGCGACAAAAAGGUCUAUUUCUUCAUCCCCGUGAAUGUUUACAUAUUCCUUCAAAAGAAGCAAAACAGUCUGUUUAUGAGGGAUGCCGUUUUCGUACAUGUAUAUUUUUUGCAUUAUUUAUUCAAAACGCUGUAAAAAAAAAAAUUAAAUUUUGAUAAGAUUCCUCUGAAACUGAAAAAUUUGUUUCUUUAAAAUGCAGAAUGUAAACACGUGGUCGCAAAUGUAUAAAAAGGGGGAAUUUAUUGUCAAAAAUGGCAUUAAGUAGACUUAAUUAACAUAAAAGAAAAUUGAAAUAUAGCUUAAUAAAUCAAUAAAUAACCCUUCACUGAGACAAUUUCACGUUUUUAUUUUAAGUCGUUGGGCAGCGCUCUCCAAAUAAAAGCAUCUAUGGUGCUUGGAUGCUUUAGUUGUCAUCUUAUAGUUUUCUAAAAAUAAAGGGAGACCACUUGAAAACUUAAUUAGGAGACACGAUGAUGCAUUACGAUCCCUCCACUGCCUUUAUUCACAUUUAAGCUCUUUUGUCUGCACUAUUGUACAUAUGGAUCCAAACUUUUUGGCCAUGCUGGUGUUAAUUACAGUUCUGUUGCUGAUGUUG
This is a messenger RNA of Haplochromis burtoni (Burton's mouthbrooder), 11398 nucleotides long. Its product is annotated as zinc finger and BTB domain-containing protein 7C. Gene Ontology annotation, biological process: regulation of transcription by RNA polymerase II. The coding region runs from base 8482 to 10485 and encodes 667 amino acids. The transcript has 4 exons. NCBI's taxonomy places the organism in Eukaryota, Metazoa, Chordata, Actinopteri, Cichliformes, Cichlidae. Gene Ontology annotation, molecular function: protein binding; DNA-binding transcription factor activity, RNA polymerase II-specific; RNA polymerase II cis-regulatory region sequence-specific DNA binding. The record is from RefSeq and is a predicted model, not a curated record.